GAGCUGUUGGAUACGGUGAAGCUGCCGCGCACCUUUGUUUCGCGAAAGCCGCGUCAACUCUCGGGCGGCCAGAAGCAGCGGGUGGGCAUCGCCCGCGCCUUCGCCGGCAACCCCAAGACGGUGAUUGCGGACGAGCCGAUCUCGGCGCUCGACGUCUCGGUGGCCGCCGCGGUGACGGAGCUGCUGAUGGACAUUCAGCGCGAGCACCGCACCACGCUGCUCUUCAUCAGCCACGAUCUUUCGGCGGUCCGCUAUCUCGCCGACCGCGUGGUGGUGAUGUACCUCGGGCAGAUCAUGGAGCGCGGCUCGACGGAAGAAGUCUUCUCGCCGCCCUAUCACCCCUACACCGAGGCGUUGCUCUCUGCGGUGCCGAUUGCCGACCCCGAGGUCGAGAGGCGGCGUAUUGUCCUGCAAGGCUCGCUGCCGAGCCCGCUCGACCCGCCCAAGGGGUGCCCGUUCUCGACGCGCUGCCCGCGCAAGCUCGGCGAAAUCUGCGAGACCGAGCCGCCCCCGCUCAGAACCAACGCCGACCGUCACGUGAUUGCCUGCCAUAUCCCGCUCGAGGAGCUGCGCGAGGUCGAGCCCGUGAUCUCCAUUCCCGACCGAGACCAACACGCCGCGCAGUGA
Messenger RNA from Geodia barretti, 627 nucleotides. The record is from the annotation of a GenBank genome assembly. Lineage: Eukaryota; Metazoa; Porifera; Demospongiae; Tetractinellida; Geodiidae.